AUUUUCUAGUUGUGAAAUUCGGCGACACCAUGUAAUAUCAUACCAUUGUAACAGCGUGCUACAGGGAAAGAGUCACCGAAUUGUAACGGAAAACGCUUUUUCCAUUAUUGUAUUAUGGCGUUUGUCGUCAGUCGCAUACUCUCGUCUCGUUCCGGCAUCGUCGUCUGCCGUGCUCCUCUUCGGCGAAUCGUCUCGCGUCCUGCGGGCAGCUCGUUCGUCCUCGCGGCGUCGCCAGAUUGUUCACCAUCAUCGCAUCCUUCUCUCCGACCAUCGCCCCUAACCCGCAACGGGCGUCAUCAUGGUCGGACUGACCGCACCGUCCGGCUUCUGGGCCGCCGCCAUCGGACUGUUAUGUGGACUUUACGGCUCGUACACGGGCGCCGUCAUGGCAAGAUCGAAAAACGACUCGUCGAACGCGAAUCUGCAGAACGGCAUCCGCAGCAGCAGCAGCACAACGGCCGCCGGUACCACCUCCUCGUCGCUGCGUGACGGCCUCGAGACCAGCCAGACUCGUGUCAACACGGUGGACGGGCCUUCGCCGUCCGACAACUUCAACCGUGGUUCGGACUACCGGGUGUCUGGUAAAGAUUUCGGUGGCGGCGGUUCAGGUGGUUACCCGUUUCAAAACACUUACGGUCCACCCGGGGACUACUAUUAUGACGAACGACCCGAGUACUUUAGACCUAACCAUCACGUCGGAAGUCGCCCGCCGAGCGGACCGCCCGAUGUGUUCUACCACGACCAUCCACCACACCAACAGCCGCAACAUUACGGCGGCGAAGGUCAACAUCAUCAUCACGGCGAGUUGAACGUACAACCUCUGCUGUGGCCUUUGGCCGGGAUCACGUUGCUCGGGGUGUUGUCCGCCCUCGUCAAAGCCCCGUUGUUGUUACAUUUGGGCACCGUCGGCCACCGUCGGCGCCGCAGGAGAGACGUGACCGAUCCCGAUCGAGGAAUCACCGCGAAAGCGAUAAAGUCACUUUUGGCCAAGUUCAACGACAAGGAACGACGGUGGAAGAACCCGGAAGCGUGUUUGGUUUGCGAUAUGGUGGCGAGCAUCUACGAUCUGAAGUCAACCUGCGUCGAAAGGUCCGUCUGCGAAGUGAUGUCUGGGAACGGUUCUGGCGCAGCCGUAACGGACAAACUAUUGUUGAGCGCAAUGAUCACACAAGUCGUUGAAAACGAUCAGAUUCCCAAGGAGAUGAAGAGACGACUGCAGGAGUCGGCAGAAACGGGCGGCAGGAGCGGAGAAGAUUGCCGUCGACUGUACCCAUGCCACGCACCGGAAACGGCACAGAAAUAAAUCCAAAAACAACAUAGUAUAUGCUUAAAUAUUAUAACACAAUAUAAUCAUUUUCGAAUUGUACAUAAUUUUUACGAAAUACACAUUGCACAUUGAAAAAUUCGUCAACACAUCCAAUAAUUUUGACUAAUAAAAACAUAGUAUAAUUAUUUAAAAAUAUAUUAUUUUCGUUGGUAUUGGUUUUUUUUUUUUCAUAUAAUAUACGCCUAAAAUAUUUUAAAUGACAGCAAAUAAAUAUAAUAUAUAUAUAUAUAUAUAUGAUUAUACUUUAUAUCUUAACUAAUUUUACAAUUUUGUCAUAUAUAUAUAUAUAUAUGUAGAGAGAGAGCUACAAUGUAUGUAAAUAACACACAUAUUUUUUAAUUUUUUUUUUAAACAUUUUUUAUUUUUAUAAUUGGUUUUUUAUAAUUAUAUAUAUAUAU
This is a messenger RNA of Sipha flava (yellow sugarcane aphid), 1725 nucleotides long. RefSeq lists its product as uncharacterized. The record is from RefSeq and is a predicted model, not a curated record. Lineage: Eukaryota; Metazoa; Arthropoda; Insecta; Hemiptera; Aphididae.